This is a messenger RNA of Sphaeramia orbicularis (orbiculate cardinalfish), 1554 nucleotides long. It is a transcript of the gene gins4, whose product is annotated as GINS complex subunit 4 (Sld5 homolog). Gene Ontology annotation, biological process: double-strand break repair via break-induced replication; DNA-templated DNA replication. Gene Ontology annotation, cellular component: GINS complex. The record is from RefSeq and is a predicted model, not a curated record. The transcript has 9 exons. Lineage: Eukaryota; Metazoa; Chordata; Actinopteri; Kurtiformes; Apogonidae. Bases 161 to 826 code for a protein of 221 amino acids.
UAAACAAGGAGCUGCGUAAACACACGGUGUGGUGUGGAUCUCUUAGAUAGAAAACAAUUUUGUAAUGUUUUGAGUCGCUCUAAACUUUAGUUCAGUCGCAAACAGGUUUAUCGUUUCGGUAGAGCUUAGUGUUCUUCGGUGCUACUCGUUAAACCAAAUUAUGUCGGACGCUUUAUCUGACGACGAGAACCAAGACGAGAGCCAGGAGGAUGUUAUGACCCCGGCGGAGCUCAUAGCCAGACUGGAAGAAGCUUGGCUGAACGAGAAGUUCUCACCGGAGCUGCUGGAGAACAAGUCGGAGGUGGUGGAGUGUGUGAUGGAGCAGCUGACCCAUAUGGAGGCCAACUUGCAGCGGGUAAAGAAGGGCGAUACAAAGGCCAGUGUCCACCGCAUGGAGAUUGACAGGAUCCGUUUCGUGCUCAGCAGUUACCUGCGCUCUCGUUUGCAGAAGAUUGAAAAGUUUUUCCCACAUGUACUGGAGAGAGAACAGUCUCGGGGUGAGGGUGAUCCAUCCUUGCUUUCACCAGAGGAGUUUGCCUUUGCCAAAGAAUACUAUGCAAACACAGAAUCGUACCUGAAGGCAGUCGCGCUGAAGCGUAUGCCCCCCAACCUACAGACAGUGGAUAUGCUUAAAGCAGUACCUGAGCCCUGCUUGGACUCCUUUGUGUUCCUCCGGGUGAAGGAAGCACAGGAAAACAUCUUGGUGGAGCCUGAAACAGACGACCAGAGAGAGUAUGUUGUGGAUCUUGAAGAGGGCUCUCAGCAUCUAAUGCGAUAUCGAACCAUAGCACCACUAGUUUCGAGUGGAGCCGUUCAGUUAAUUUAGAUAAUGCGCGUUCUUUGUCUCUUGGCAACUGACGAUGUCUUUGUUGUUGAGAACGCUUUGGGCUCCAGGAGAUCAUGACAUGUGCAGUCAUGUGUUUUGUAAUAUAGCAGCACUGAGGAAUGGACUCAUCCUGAAACACCUCCCUUCCUUUCACUGAUGUCAGGGUUAAACACAAAUUUUUUUGAACAAAGAUAAUUGUAUUGACACUGACACAGGAAAUUAAAAUACAAUGAAUAUAAUCCAAUAUAUAUUUAGUUAUUGCUGAUAAUAUGUCAAUUGAACUCUGAGAUCAUGGUGAAACAGAGAGUAAAUUUGGUUACAUAAUUAUACCGCCCAUGUUGGUGUUUGUGAGACAUGUAAAUAUAUGUCUGUCUAAUGUGCAGGUUGAUCUGCCCCACAGUUAUUUAACCUGGUAUGUGUUAUUGGACUUGUUCCCUGCUGCUCUGACAGGACAAAUCAGAUUGUUGAAGGUGUAAUUUCAUCACAUCACUGGCAUCACAGCCCCCAAUGCCCCAAGGUGCGCAUGUUCAUGUGCAUUUGCAGUGCUUCCAUUGCCAUAUUUUAAUUUUAGUCAUAAACUAUACACAUGAUACCCAUUCUAGGCUGCAGAAAUCUUUGUUGCCUUGGCUAUGAAAACAAAAUUGUUUAUCACAUUUCUCCUUCAACAGUAUUUCCCUUGACAGUGUGUGUUUUUAAUUUGUACUUUAAAAGCAUGUGUGUAACUUCAA